Molecule: messenger RNA, 2241 nt
Organism: Guillardia theta CCMP2712
Lineage: Eukaryota; Cryptophyceae; Pyrenomonadales; Geminigeraceae
Gene: SSRP1
Product: FACT complex subunit ssrp1
Exons: 32
Coding region: 1-2241 (746 amino acids)
Cellular component (GO): nucleus; FACT complex
Molecular function (GO): DNA binding; histone binding; nucleosome binding
Source: RefSeq, a predicted model, not a curated record
AUGUCGUAUACCGUUAAGAUCAUGAAAGCCGAUGUUGAGCGAGCAGAAUGGUGCCGAACGGGAAAGACUGGUCAGCUGAGAUUGAUCCAAUCGAAUGGAUCAGUGACAAGAUUCGAGGGAUUCGAGCCCAGCGAAUCAAAGAACUUGAAGGAAACCUGUUCCAAGCUUUUCAAAGUUGAACUCAAGACAGUCAAAGUUGAUGUACAAGGGAAAAACUUUGGAAAAUUGAAGUUGGAAGGGGAAGAACUGAAUUUCCACAUCGAUGGAAAGAAAGCUUUCGAUAUCUCGUUGUCGGACUUGUCCAACUCUCAGGUCAUUCCGCAAAAAGAUGAAAUGGUUCUUGAGUUCAGACAAACGGAGGGCCUGAGCAAGAGACAUGAAAGUCUUAUCGAAAUGAGGUUCUACGUGCCCCCAACAGAGGGUAUGGACGAAGACGAUGCUGAUAGCAACAAGAAGGGAGUCGAAAUCUUUCAUGAUAGAAUCAAAGAAUACGUCUCCAAGGAAUCCGGGGGCGAAAAGAUCAGUAUUUUCACACAGGUCAGGUGUCGCUCACCCAAGACCACUUUCGACGUUUCUUUGUACUUGAACAUCUUCAAGCUCCAUGGGUCUUCCUAUGACUUCAGCGUCAAGUACAAGCACGUCACAAAGUUGUGCAAGGUCCCGUCUGUGCAAGGAGCUCGGGGAACGCUCCUCAUCUUGUCGCUGGACCCUCCACUCAGAAAGGGACAGACGAUGUAUCAUCAUGUGGUCCUUCAUUUUCCAGAAAAGGAUGAGGAUGACAAGGUUCCUGUAACUCUUCCCAAGAACUUCGACUGGAAGGACAUUCCGGGCAAGGUGAAGGAUGCGAUUCAGCCGACGAUGACUGGCAAGAGCGUCGACAUCCUUGGCAGUCUCUUUCAGUUCUUGGCGUUGGCGUCCGAAUCUAAGUUGAAGGUCGCCGGUCAUUCCUUGAGUGUUUGUUGGAUUCACUUCAUCACUUCACAGCUCUACGAAAAAUCUCAAUUCCAAUCAAAUCGAGACGAAGAAAGUUUUGCAGUGUCUGCCUGUAUUGGUGCAUCCAAAGGAUAUCUCUACUUUCUGGACAAGUGUUUUGUCUUCCUUGAAUCGCCACCUCAAGUCAUCAUGUACGAGCAAGUUGAAACAAUCGUGUUCGACAGAAAGGAUCAGUUCACACAGUCAACGACUUUCGAUUUCAAGAUCAAGCUAGACAAUGGGAAGAGCCAGGACUUCAACAACAUUAACAAGUCCGAGUUGAAGAACAUUCGGGGAUGGUUCAGGAGUGUGUGCGAGCACAUGUUCGACGGCAAGAAGAUGAGGAUCGAAGAUGAUGACUCAGACGAAGAGGAAGAACUUAAGGAUGCGGGGAAUGAUGACGACGACAAGCACAUCAAGAACCGUCUGGCGGCGGAAGCUGGUCAAGAUGACGAGGAUGACGAAUCCUCCUCCGAGGAUGAAGACUUCGAGGGCAAGUCUGAGUCCAGCAGUGAGGAGAGCAGCGCGGAUGAGGAGGGAUCGAGCGAGGGAGAGAGCGACGAGGACACGAAGAAGAAGAGCAAGAAGGCGCCCAAGUCGAAGGAGGUGAAGGCGAAGAAAUCCAAGAAGGAGGAGAAGGAGGAGACUUCAACCAAGCGGCAAAAGAAAGAUCCGAAUGCGCCCAAGAGGCCGAAAUCUGCCUGGCUUCUCUUCUGUGAUGCUAAGCGAGAGGACAUCGUCAAAGAGAACCCUGAUAUCAAGUUCACUGAGGUCAACGGAAAGAUCUCUGAGAUCUGGAAGAACUUGUCGUCUGAUGAGAAGAAGCCCUUCGAGGAGGAGGCCGCGAAACUUGCGUCCAAGUACAAGGAGGACAAGGCCAAGUACGACAAGGAGAACCCCAGCAGCAGCGGUGGGGCCGGCAAGAAGCGAAAGGGGGAGGACGAGAAGGAGGGGAAGGCCAAGAAGGCCAAGAAGGACCCCAAUGCUCCCAAGAGAGGGCAAAACGCGUACAUGCUGUGGUCGCAAGAAGCUCGUGAGAAGAUGAGGAAGGCCAACCCCGACUUGCCCAUGAAGGCGGUGAUGCAGCAGCUGGGAGAAAAGUGGAAGGAGAUCGAUGCCGAGGAGAAGAAGGAGUGGGAGGAGAAGGCUAGAGAGGACAAGGAACGGUUCAAACGGGAGACGGAGGAGUACAAGAAGAAAGGUCCCUCGCUCGAAGAGUUCGAGAAGGCGGGAGAGGAAGACUCAGGUGAAUCGGAGGACUCUGAUUGA